CCCAAGAAAGGAGCAAUGGAUGAGCUUCAUAGCCUGGACCCAAGAAGACAAGAAUUGUUAGAGGCAAGAUUUACAGGAGUAGUAAGUGGCAGCACCGGGAGUACUGGAAGUUGCAGUGUUGGAGCUAAAGCCUCAACGAAUAACGAAAGUUCAAAUCACAGUUUUGGAAGCUUGGGAUCUUUAAGUGAUAAAGAAUCAGAGACUCCAGAGAAAAAACAGUCAGAACCUUCCAGAGGAAGAAAAAGAAAAGCAGACACUCAGAGUGAGAGCAGCCAAGGAAAGAAUAUUGGGGGACGUGGUCACAAGAUAAGUGACUAUUUUGAGUACCAAGGUGGAAACGGCUCUAGUCCAGUGCGAGGCGUGCCUCCUGCGAUCCGAUCUCCUCAGAAUUCACAUUCCGCUCCUUCUUCUGUCCGACAGAAUAGUCCUUCUCCUACUUCAUUAGCUUUUGGGGACCACCCUAUCACGCAACCAAAGCAGUUAUCUUUUAAAAUUAUUCAGACUGAUCUCACAAUGCUGAAAUUAGCUGCGCUAGAAAGUAAUAAAAAUCAAGACUUGGAAAAGAAAGAAGGUCGUAUAGAUGACUUACUCAGGGCUAACUGUGAUCUUAGAAGACAAAUAGAUGAACAACAAAAGCUACUUGAAAAAUACAAAGAAAGGUUAAACAAAUGUAUUUCAAUGAGUAAGAAGCUUCUAAUUGAAAAGAGCACACAAGAAAAGCUGGCAAGUAGAGAGAAGAGCAUGCAAGACAGAUUACGCCUGGGGCAUUUUACAACAGUUCGUCAUGGUGCUUCAUUUACGGAACAGUGGACAGAUGGCUUUGCAUUUCAAAAUCUUGUGAAGCAGCAAGAAUGGGUGAAUCAACAAAGGGAAGACAUUGAAAGGCAAAGAAAGCUCCUGGCCAAGCGAAAGCCUCCAACUACAAAUAAUUCUCAGGCACCAUCUGCCAAUUCUGAACCCAAGCAGAGGAAAAAUAAAGCUGUGAAUGGGGCAGAAAACGAUCCCUUUGUUAGACCAAAUUUACCGCAGCUUUUGACUCUAGCAGAGUAUCAUGAACAGGAAGAAAUUUUCAAACUUCGAUUAGGACAUCUCAAAAAGGAGGAAGCUGAAAUACAAGCAGAACUCGAACGUUUGGAAAGAGUUAGGAAUCUUCACAUAAGAGAACUGAAAAGAAUAAAUAAUGAAGAUAAUUCACAAUUUAAAGAUCACCCCACGUUGAAUGAACGGUAUUUGUUACUCCAUUUACUUGGCCGAGGUGGCUUCAGUGAAGUAUAUAAGGCUUUUGAUCUUUAUGAACAAAGAUAUGCCGCUGUGAAGAUUCAUCAGCUUAACAAAAGCUGGAGGGAUGAAAAGAAAGAAAACUACCACAAACAUGCCUGCAGAGAGUAUAGAAUACAUAAAGAACUGGAUCACCCCCGGAUAGUUAAACUGUAUGACUACUUCUCCCUGGAUACAGAUACGUUUUGCACAGUGUUAGAAUACUGUGAAGGCAAUGACUUGGAUUUCUAUCUCAAGCAACAUAAAUUGAUGUCAGAGAAGGAAGCUAGGUCCAUUGUAAUGCAAAUUGUAAAUGCACUACGGUAUCUCAAUGAGAUCAAGCCCCCUAUUAUACACUAUGAUCUUAAACCAGGUAAUAUCCUUCUUGUAGAUGGAACAGCAUGUGGAGAAAUAAAAAUCACUGAUUUUGGCCUGUCCAAAAUAAUGGAUGAUGAUAGCUAUGGUGUGGAUGGAAUGGAUUUAACUUCACAGGGAGCAGGAACUUACUGGUAUUUGCCUCCAGAGUGUUUUGUAGUUGGCAAAGAGCCACCAAAGAUUUCUAAUAAGGUUGACGUAUGGUCAGUGGGAGUAAUCUUUUUCCAAUGCCUUUAUGGUAGAAAGCCAUUUGGCCACAAUCAAUCACAGCAAGAUAUCUUACAAGAAAAUACAAUAUUAAAAGCCACAGAAGUUCAAUUCCCUGUCAAACCUGUUGUAAGCAAUGAAGCCAAGGCCUUCAUCAGACGCUGUUUAGCAUACCGGAAAGAGGAUAGAUUUGAUGUCCACCAGCUGGCUAAUGAUCCUUAUCUUCUCCCUCACAUGAGGAGAUCAAAUUCUUCAGGAAACUUGCAUAUGACUGGGCUAGCAGCGUCCCCUACGCCACCGACUUCAAGCAUUAUUUCGUACUGAAAUUCCAACCGAGGAAUGGCAUGAUACCUUUGUGUAGUUUCCAGAUGCAGACUUGAGCUUGAAAGCAUUUGAGUGUUCUUACACGGGACAAGUCUGAUAACUGUGUUUUCAGACUGAAGUCCUCCUACAUAGUGUCAUUUGUAUGAUUGGGAUGGAUCAUGGACUGUGAAUAAAUGUACCCUUCUGAGAAAUAUCUUUAAACAGUGAAGGAUGACACUACCUGUUACACACUAACAGGUGUACUGUGUUUAAGACUGAAGAAAAGGUUUUUAGUUUUUUCUGGGGAACAUUGUAAAUAAUCUUUUUAAUACUUAAAGUACAUUUGGUUGAUACUGGAAAGUUCUAACAUGAAGGGUAGUUUUUCAUUAUUUAAAUAAAAAAGGGUAGUGAGCAAAUUUGUAAACACAGGAAAAAUUCCGUGCCUGGUUAUAAACUAAAUAAACUGCCAUCUUUCCAAGACAUUGUUCUUUUGAAACCAAAGUAAGGGAGUGUGAGAAUGGUCAAAGGUAUGUUCUGUAUCAGAUUCCUCAGACAAAAUUGUGGUCUUUUAUUUGGCAACUCAGGCUUGUACCUCCAAAAAUGUGGUGGUGUUUCACCGAAUUU
This is a messenger RNA of Apaloderma vittatum (bar-tailed trogon), 2766 nucleotides long. RefSeq names its product tousled-like kinase 1 (gene TLK1). Gene Ontology annotation, molecular function: protein serine/threonine kinase activity; ATP binding. Bases 16 to 2163 code for a protein of 715 amino acids. NCBI's taxonomy places the organism in Eukaryota, Metazoa, Chordata, Aves, Trogoniformes, Trogonidae. Gene Ontology annotation, cellular component: nucleus. Gene Ontology annotation, biological process: chromosome segregation; peptidyl-serine phosphorylation; intracellular signal transduction. The transcript has 22 exons. The record is from RefSeq and is a predicted model, not a curated record.